AUGCCACAUCCAACCGUCAACUGGCUACUGAACGGUGAACCGGUUGCGCACACCUCAAUGGAUGCGCACUCAUUUCCCAAUGGCACACUAUUCAUACGUCAUUUCUCAGUGAUACACAAUGGCGUCUAUGAAUGUGUGAUUUCAAACUUCGCUGCAAAGACGUCUACCCGCAUAGUGAUUGACUCAAAACAUACAACAACGCGAAAUGGGAUGCCUCAAAUAAGUUCGAACGCCAGAUGUUCAAUGCUUUUUCGAAGCAGUGUGCUGUGGUUCCUUGUUGGUUGUUUGGUGACAAGCUGUUCUGUUUUGAUCUAUCUCCUCUGUGCUUUGGUCUUGAUGCGGCCAUCCCCACGAGCCACGAUGAUUCCCUCUAUGUGGGCUCGGACAAACCCUCUCCUUGGUCCAGGCUUUCGGAAAGUCAUAGUACCGGUACCUGACUUCAUCAAUGGAUCAACAGCCAAUGAUACGAGACGGAAUUUUCAUGAUGUCUGA
This is a messenger RNA of Strongylus vulgaris, 492 nucleotides long. Lineage: Eukaryota; Metazoa; Nematoda; Chromadorea; Rhabditida; Strongylidae. The record is from the annotation of a GenBank genome assembly.